AUGACCUCCCUCCCCACCUUCGACAACCUCACCCUCGACCCCACCGGGCCCCCGGGCAACACCUGGGGUCUCUUCGGCCCAUCCAACGACCUCGGCAUGCUGAACCUUCUCACUCCGGAGACCGUCCGACAAGCCGCAGCUGAAGAAAUCCGCGACGGCGUGCGCAUUUCCCUGGAUCUGCCGCUCGACCGCAUCCGACACUCCAGCUACGGCCGGAAACCGUUCGCCAAGGAACUGAUUAACAAGGCGCCACGGUUCGUCAACGAUGAUGCGUUGACGUUCAAUACUCAGACGAGUACUCAGUGGGAUGGGUUUCGGCAUUAUGCAUGGGUCAAAAAAGGCGGCAUCACCGGCCGAGGCAUCCUCCUCGACUACGCCCACUGGGCCACCACCCACAACAUCCCCCUAACACCCUUCACCUCGACCGCCAUCCCCCUCACGCACCUCCAAUCUCUAAUAACCGAAUACUCCAUCCACCCACGCCGCGGCGACAUCCUCUUCAUCCGAACGGGCUUCACCGCCGCCUUCAACGCCCUAACCCCCGCAGAGGAAGAAUCUCUCGCCAACCGCCCCGCGCCUUCCUUCGCGGGCAUCCAGAACGGAGAGGAAACGCUGCGCUGGCUCUGGGAGAAUCAGUUCGCGGCCAUAGCGUCGGAUACGCCGAGUUUUGAAACUUCGCCGAUUAAUCAUCCUGAGGGGUUGACGUUGCAUGAGUGGUGUCUUGCUGGGUGGGGGUUGCCCAUUGGGGAGUAUUUUGAUUUGGAGGAGUUGGCGGAGUAUUGUAGGGCGAAGGGGAGGUGGGGUUUUUUUUUGUGUAGUGUGCCUUUGAAUGUUCCUGGAGGUGUGGCGAGUCCGCCUAAUGCGGUGGCUAUUCUUUGAGGUUGGGCAUGGGAGGGGACUGGAGUGGUAGGUAUGGGGUGAGGGUAGGUUAUGUGUUUAGUGUAUGGUUGGAGACUUGGAGGUUGUUUGAUGAAUCGUUACUUUCGAAUCCUUUUCGCCAUCAAAGAAUCAACUACUCUUUACUGCACCCAUUUUGUUACGCAUCCCAACCUGCUUCCAACAAUCGUACCAUCACGGACAUGCCCUAGUCACUCCCUCUCCCGCUCCCGGAUAAGAAUCCGAACCUUCGGAUUCGGCAUGAUCCGAUCCCCUUCCCACAUAUUCUCCGGUCUACCCUGAUUCUCCUCGAACUUCAUAUCAUAGUCCCAAAGCAGACGGCCCAUGACCAGCUUGGCGGUAUUCGCCGCGAAGAACCGCCCGGGGCACGCUUCACUACCAGAUCCGAAAUGAAGACCCGCCAGGUCAAUCGACACCAACCGUUUAGUAGGAUCACUACACCA
Aspergillus ibericus CBS 121593 is the source of this 1340-nucleotide messenger RNA. RefSeq lists its product as uncharacterized. Gene Ontology annotation, molecular function: arylformamidase activity. The transcript is spliced from 3 exons. Lineage: Eukaryota; Fungi; Ascomycota; Eurotiomycetes; Eurotiales; Aspergillaceae. Bases 1 to 879 code for a protein of 292 amino acids. The record is from RefSeq and is a predicted model, not a curated record.